Molecule: messenger RNA, 606 nt
Organism: Vigna umbellata (rice bean)
Lineage: Eukaryota; Viridiplantae; Streptophyta; Magnoliopsida; Fabales; Fabaceae
Product: Thioredoxin superfamily protein
Source: RefSeq, a predicted model, not a curated record
UAAGCUGAGAGAAAAUUUGAGUUGUGUGGAAGAGAAGCAUGGUAGUGGGAAGUGCUUUAGGAGCUUUUGCAGUAGCAAGGCCAUCGCCACUUUUGUUGUUUAGAGGACAAAAGGCUUUCAAAUUCAGACCUCUGUCGUCUUCAUCUUCGUCUGCCGAACCUUCUAGAAAGCUUGUUCUCUACUCUAAACCAGGUUGCUGUUUGUGCGAUGGCCUUAAAGAGAAGCUUCAUGCUGCAUUCUUACUCGCCGGUCCCGAUUCACUUAACGACGUUGAUUUGCAGAUAAGGGAUAUAACCAGCAAUCCCGUGUGGGAAAAUGCUUAUCAAUACGAGAUACCUGUGUUGGCUAAGGUGCUUUCCGAUGGCACCGAGGUGGCUUUACCACGAUUGUCCCCACGUCUAGGAGUGGAGCUCCUCCAUAAGAAGAUAGCGGCUGCUCUGAAACAACAAUAAAGGUGUCUCAGUUUUUGUUUUGUAACUUUACAUUUACCAUUUAAAAACCAUUUUUGUAAAUUAUAUUUGCUGUUUUUCAUUAUUCUUUUAAGUUUUCUGUGAAGUAUAGUGUAUGAAUAAAUCAAAUACAUAACGCCGCCUCUGAUGUGUGGAA